Cooperia oncophora is the source of this 1314-nucleotide messenger RNA. The record is from the annotation of a GenBank genome assembly. NCBI's taxonomy places the organism in Eukaryota, Metazoa, Nematoda, Chromadorea, Rhabditida, Trichostrongylidae.
AUGGGAAACAAAAAAGCUUCCAGUCAAACGUUGAUGCGCGAGCUGCUGAGCACAAACCAGGAUGGUGUGCGUACGAACAAGGAAUUAGUUCUACUUUGGCCUGAAAAUACCGCCACUCCAACUGGUACUCAUGUUUGGCUGAAGGAUGUAUACUAUUCAGGUCAUCAUCACAUUCGAGCUCCAAAGCGAAUGUUCCAGUGGACGUCAAAGAAGACACGCAAAUCUUCCAGGGAAAUGCUGCAUCCAAGUAACGAGCAAGAUAUUAUCGACUUCUACGAGAAGAAUGUAUUUUGGACUUUCGACUUCCGGUCAGAUUUUGCCCGAUUUGCUCGCAUUCUCACGGGAAAUGCGAUAGACUGGCACCUCGGUCUGGGCGCGCAAGGAGCUGCUCACGGUAUGACAAGCUUAUGGCGCAAAGUCCUCGAUCUCACUUAUGCUCACUCAGCAAUGUUUACGGGUGCCCAGCUGAAUAAAUCACUGCAGGAUCUUUUUGAGGAUAAAGAAAUCGAGAAUCUGUGGAUUCCAUACUUCUGCAUAAGCACUGAUAUAACGACUUCCGAGCUGCGUGUGCAUCGCACUGGUCCACUGUGGGCGUACUGUAGAGCGUCGAUGUCGUUGGCCGGUUAUCUUCCUCCAAUGUGCGACCCACAAGACGGUCAUCUGCUUCUUGAUGGUGGAUAUGUCAACAAUCUUCCAGCAGAUGUGAUGAGAUCCAUGGGAGCGAAACGUGUGAUCGCAGUCGAUGUUGGUGCAUCAGAAGAGACAAAUCUCUACAACUAUGGUGAUUCGUUGAAACGGCUUACUCGAUUAGCCUAUGUGUCGUGCGUACGUCAGUUGGAGGUUGUGAAGAAAGCGCCUUACUGUAGCUAUUUCCGGCCAGCUAUCGAGCCAUUCAAAACGCUGGAAUUCAACAAAUUCGAUGAAAUCUUUUCUAUUGGCUAUGAAUACGGGAAGGGUAAGAUCGAAUCGUUGAUGGAAACCGAUGAAUUCAACUCAUUGCUGAUUGGUGCCAAUUCUCAGAAUCGACUGCAUCGACAACUUAGUAAAACGAAGCGCACACCCCUCAUGGAGCGAUCAACAUCGUUCACCGAUUUGGCAGCUGCUCUUUCGAAGAUUCCAACAGUUCGCCCUGUGUUGCGACAUUCGCUGAGUGCUUACGAUCAGGUCGACGAUGUGUUUGAUGACCUUGACUUCUUUGAUCAGUCGGAUGCUGAUAACGAAUUGUCGCAAUCAGACUUCAACGACGCUUCAGAAGCAUCGGAUGCCGAAGCGGAUUUGGUCAAUCGGUACUCGACCUGCACACCGAGACCCUAA